AUGGGUCAUGAAUGUAUCGAUGCAUCAAAGGAGUUCAAAUUUGGUGACGAUGUCAAAAGUGGAGUGACUGAGAUUGUUCUUGUUCGCCAUGGAGAAACCACUUGGAAUGCUGCUGGGAGAAUCCAGGGACAGAUGGAGUCAGACCUUAACGAAAUUGGACAAAAGCAAGCUGUUGCAAUCGCUGAGAGAUUGGGAAAAGAGGAAAAGCCCAUUGCUGUGUAUUCAUCAGACCUCAAGCGAGCCAAAGACACUGCUCUGAUGAUCGCAGAAUCUUGUUUUUGUUCCAAGGUGACUGAAGUACCUGACUUAAAGGAGAGGCAUGUAGGUAGUCUUCAAGGGUUGUAUUGGACAGAAGGAGCAGAGAAAGAACCUGAAGCUUACUCUGCUUUCUUUUCUUCCCAAAAUGACCUUGAAAUUCCUGGAGGAGGAGAGAGCUUUGACCAACUUUGUGAGAGAUCCAUGAAUGCUCUUGAGCAAAUUGCCAAGAAGCACAAAGGAGAGAGAGUGAUAGUGGUGACUCAUGGAGGAGUGUUAAGGGCAAUUUACUUGAUGAUCACUAAAGCUUCAUCUGCUGGAAAACUCCUAAAUGCUUCGGUGAAUGUCGUUCACUACAGUGAGGAGAAAUGGAUUAUUGAUUCGUGGAGCGAUGUUUCACAUCUCUCCUCCGUUGGAUUUCUCCAACGUGGAUUUGAUGGAGACGCCAAGGCCUAGAGAAACUAUCAUCAUCUCUCAUGUUCUUAUGUUGAUC
Molecule: messenger RNA, 748 nt
Organism: Eruca vesicaria subsp. sativa (arugula)
Lineage: Eukaryota; Viridiplantae; Streptophyta; Magnoliopsida; Brassicales; Brassicaceae
Source: the annotation of a GenBank genome assembly